This is a messenger RNA of Ramularia collo-cygni, 1209 nucleotides long. RefSeq names its product probable RNA-3'-phosphate cyclase family protein. The coding region runs from base 1 to 1209 and encodes 402 amino acids. Gene Ontology annotation, cellular component: nucleolus. The transcript has a single exon. NCBI's taxonomy places the organism in Eukaryota, Fungi, Ascomycota, Dothideomycetes, Mycosphaerellales, Mycosphaerellaceae. The record is from RefSeq and is a predicted model, not a curated record. Gene Ontology annotation, biological process: ribosome biogenesis; endonucleolytic cleavage of tricistronic rRNA transcript (SSU-rRNA, 5.8S rRNA, LSU-rRNA). Gene Ontology annotation, molecular function: RNA endonuclease activity.
AUGGCAACUGCACCGAGUCCGCCGCUCUUGAAAUUCACAGGCUCGAAGCAUCUGAUCCAACGCCUCGUGCUAGCCACCCUCGCUGGAAGAGCAGUUCGCAUAAGCCAGAUUCGAUCCUCGUCACAUUCCGCCCCCGGUCUCGCGCCUCACGAAGUCUCCUUCCUCCGAUUGCUGGACGCCAUCACAAACGGUUCAGUGAUCGAGUUCUCAUACACCGGAACGACGGUUCUUUACAGACCAGGUCUCAUCACAGGAAGCGCAGUAGGACAUGGCGCAGCAGGAGGAGUGAUCCGCCACGAGCUUCCAGCCGAUUGCUCAAGAGGCGCAAGCUUCUUCCUCGUCCCUCUAUGCCUGCUCGCGCCCUUCUCCAAAGCGCAGAUCAACGUAAUAUUCACCGGACCGGGGGUCAUCACAUCUGCGACGCCAACGGGAGACAUAUCAGUGGAUACGGUCAGAACGGCGAUUCUACCGCUGUAUAAGAGCUAUGGGAUUGAGAACAACUUGGAAUUGCGGGUGCUUCGGCGAUCAAACCCAGGCCCAGGAGGCAAGGGCGGUGGAGGGGAAGUGCAGCUGGUAUUCGGACACCAGGUACGACUGCCAAAGACAAUACACAUUCUCAAUGCUGGAAGAGUCAAGCGCGUCAGAGGUGUGGCAUACGCGACUGGGGUUGCAGGAGCCAACAACGCUCGAUUGAUCGAAGCCGCGAGAGGCGUGCUGAACGAUUUCGUUCCCGACACAUACAUCUAUUCGGACGUCAGCGCAGCGCCCUUGAUCGCUGCGCCGGAGAGGAACAAUGCGAAUGCGAAGAAAAAGAUUGGACUUGGGUUUGGGUUGAGCUUGGUGGCCGAGUCAAAUACAGGAGCGCUGUACUCGGCGGAUAUCGCAAGCUCACCGAGCGGAGGCGAGGUUCCGGAGGAUUUGGGAAAGAGGUGUGCAUACCAGUUGCUUGAGUCAAUAUCACAAGGGGGCUGUGUAAGCGGCGUCGCGGCGCCGACCAUGCUUACUAUGAUGGCUAUGGGAAGCGAGGAUGUGGGUCGAUUGGGAAUCGGCAAGGAGGUUCUCGGCUCAGAGACUGUUGUCCAGCUCGCAAGAGAUCUACGGACAUUUGGCAUGAGCGGUUGGGGAUUGAAGGACGGCAAUCACGAGGAGGACGCCGUGGUCAGCAUUGUCGGCCGAGGCGUUGGCAAUGUGGGACGAAAGAUUGCUUGA